GCGAGCCAAUGGUAGCAACACAGAAGCCGGUUGUAUUGUGUGGAGGGGUUCCGAAAUAUAUGCAUAGCGUUCUUUUUUGGAAUGUUGGGAUGGCCAAUCCUCGCUUCGAGAGGAAACUAUCUUUGAUUAAAAAAAAAAAAAGAAGAUGAGCAGGGGUUUUCCCCAAUAGAGCAUCUUUAUUCUAGCCUGGAAUCCCAGCCUGAGCCAACCAGAAUGAAGGGAAAGAAAGGGGGCGUUAUAAGCGAUGCCAAUGGUUCGAGAGGGCUUGUUUGGUUUUCAGCGCGUAUUAGGGGUUGAGUUUGCCACGUCUGCGGGCUUGGAAAGCGGGUUGGUGGGACACGGAGCCUGGCAGUAGGCUGGUAGCGCAGCCUUCUCUUGGCGAAUGCCCAGAAACACGAGGAAGUUCCCAGUUUUGCGCCGUUGUUGUGAAGGGGAAUUUUCACGGACGGCUGUUCCAGAAUCCGUCGCUUGCUAGCAAUGGAAGAGUCCCACUAAAGUAUUUUUCGCCGAAUUUUUAAUUACGAAAUAUUUCGAGGUGAUCUUAAAGUACGGUACCCUUGGGCAAUUGAGUCUCCGUAGUAUUAAAGGAGGGAAAGGGGAGGGUUGUGUACGUAUAUAUUCAUGUUCAGUUUUAACUGAAAUGCAGAUAUAAACUCAAAGGGCAUUUAUUCCGAUAAACAAAAUUAAAAAUGGAAGUUGGUUUUUGGACGUUAGUUUCUUUUGCCUUUUUGACUUUGGGGGCUGGAGCUCUCAUUCCAGAACCAGAGGUAAAGAUCGAAGUGAUUCAUAAACCGUUCGUUUGCAAGAGGAAGACGAAGCUGGGAGAUAUGCUGCUGGUGCAUUAUGAAGGCUUUCUCGAGAAAAACCGGUCCCUUUUUCAUUCCACCCACCAGCAUAACGAUGGCCAGCCAACAUGGUUUACUCUGGGUAUCAAGGAAGUUAUCCCAGGCUGGGAUAAAGGUUUGACAGAGAUGUGUGUAGGAGAGAAGCGCAAAUUAACAGUUCCUCCAUCCCUGGCUUAUGGAAAAGAAGGGAAAGGAAAAAUUCCUCCUGAGAGCACCUUGGUCUUCAGCAUUGACCUUUUAGAAAUCAGAAAUGGACCAAGAUCUCAUGAGUCCUUUCAGGAAAUGGACCUUAAUGAUGACUGGAAGUUAUCGAAGCAGGAGGUAAAAGUGUAUUUGAAGAAGGAAUUUGAAAGGCAUGGUGCACCAGUCAAUGAUACUCACCACGAUAUUUUGGUUGAAGAUAUAUUUGAUAAAGAAGAUGAGGAUAAGGAUGGAUUUAUAUCUGCUAGAGAAUUUGUUUAUACGCAUGAUGAGCUAUAACAUUUUUCCAAAUAAUUUCCAGUGAGGAGAAGCAAUCAUUUGCAAAUCUGGUGCAUCUAAAAUGUUUUGUUUUCUCUACUUUGGAGAUGUCUGUUACUCAAGGAAGGGGGCGGGAGGCAUUGUCUAUUUUUCUAUAUAAAUUCUUCUUGCUACCAAAAGUGGCCGUUUUUGUGUAAGGCUUCUGUACAAAUGAAGCUUAGAAUUAUAUAUUUUGAUUAUUUAUAUUUGAACAAAAUGGAACAAAACCCUUCCCACGGAUGAUUGUUAUUUAAAUUUUAAAUUCUUUGAAUUCUUAUAUUUUAAUGUGCUGCUUGGUCUUAACUGUUUGUUCCAUUUCUGUGCUUUAUAAAAGAAACACUACAAGCCUUUUAAUAAGUAGUAGCCACUUGAAAUGAUAAAAGUAGAUUUGUGUUUCAUUAUUUUUGUAGUUUAUUCAUUAGCCCCCAUGACCUAGACCAAAUUAUAUCAUUGUUUGCAUUGCUGUAGUGUCUCCCAUGUUAAGUAGUUUAAUUGCAAUAAAUGUGAUCUGGACUAGAUUAGACAGGUGUCUUGGAAACUAAUCUGGUUCAUUCGAAAAUAAGGUUUUUACAUUCUUGACAUCAAAUCCUUUUGAUUUUUUAAGUGUGCUGUUUAAAUAAGCUUAGACCAUUACAGGACUUCUUGCUGUCAGAUUCCUCUCUAUCAAUUAUGUUCCAUAGUGGAGCAGGAACAGUUUUGGAUGCAAAUGCUCCUAUAGCCUGAAAGCCCUUCCCAGGAGAGGCUUUAGAUUACAUUAUCCAGGCUCAGCCCUACAGAAAUUAGCCAACACACUCUGCCUUCUUGUUGCUUUGGUAUACACAGUUUUGGUUAUUUGUAUUUUUAAAAUGAGAAUUUCAAAGGCAGAAUCUGCUUUUUUUAAAAAA
Messenger RNA from Pogona vitticeps (central bearded dragon), 2227 nucleotides. It is a transcript of the gene FKBP14, whose product is annotated as FKBP prolyl isomerase 14. Gene Ontology annotation, molecular function: calcium ion binding; peptidyl-prolyl cis-trans isomerase activity. The record is from RefSeq and is a predicted model, not a curated record. Lineage: Eukaryota; Metazoa; Chordata; Lepidosauria; Squamata; Agamidae.